This is a messenger RNA of Anguilla rostrata (American eel), 2674 nucleotides long. RefSeq names its product Ras association domain family member 6 (gene rassf6). The transcript is spliced from 11 exons. Gene Ontology annotation, biological process: signal transduction. The record is from RefSeq and is a predicted model, not a curated record. The coding region runs from base 257 to 1276 and encodes 339 amino acids. Lineage: Eukaryota; Metazoa; Chordata; Actinopteri; Anguilliformes; Anguillidae.
CUCCCAGCUCUAACUGGGGCAAGGUAUAUCAUAUGAACCUUCUAGCAAAGGCUACAUAUGCAUUCAAAUCAGCCAUUGGCGGUGCUUUCAUUUUUAUUUUCCAAAUGAAGAAUGUGAACCGAUGGCCCUAAUUCGCUGUUCAAGGAAUAACGUGGUCAUUACCUGUACACCUGGACCUCGUUGUGCAAUAUAUACAUUUAGAGCUUAACUGUUUUUAUUACAGGUAAUUACCAUUUUAGUAAGAGGAAAUCGUACAAUGAAUUCAAGACAGUCAUCUGUUGUCCGAAUUGGAGAGAGGAGAUCACUUUCCAGGGCUGAGGUUUUAUCUUUGCUCAACACAUAUAACUGCUUUUUAAAAGAUAAGCCAAAUCUACAGCUAAAUGUUGAUGAGGAAGGAGGCAUGGUGACAGUAGAGGGUUUCCUGGUCAUCUCCUGGGGCGUACGGAGACCCAUCCGCUUGAAAAUACAAGACGAAAAGCAAGUCCUCUCUCUCGCUGCUCAAAAGUCACCAGACCCUAUCAGUCCUUUGGGAAGUAAGAGAGGAAUGACGCGUUGGGGGGAAUACGAUGACCUUCUUAACAUAGAUGAAAUGGCAGAACUGAAACUGGACACUCCAGCCGCACCCACUAACCACAAUACAGUUUGCACAGUAUACGAGAGCAACACAAUGAGACUCCCGAAAAAGAAUUCCGAAUUGGAGGAAGCCUCGAACCUCUUCCGCACCAUGAGCGACGCCUCUCUGGUGAAGAAGAGGGUGAAAACCAGGACAGCGGCGGAGAGGCAGCAGGCCGAACAGCACCGCUUCUCCAUCAAUGGACAUUUCUACAAUUACAAGACCUCUAUCUUUACUCCUUCCUUUGGGACGCCCACCAACGUACGAAUCAAUAGCAAGAUGACAACCCACGAGGUCAUAGCGCAGUUACUUCAGAAGUUCAAGAUGGAGAAUGAUCCACACGAGUUUGCCUUGUACUGCAUUCAUCAAAGUGGUGAGAGGAGAAAGCUGAGCGACUCAGACCUACCUCUGUGGGAGCGGGUUCUUCACGGCCCUUCGGAAAGCAUAAUGAAGAUUUUUUUAAUGGACAGAGAUGAGCAGGAAGUCAGCAAUGAUGUUGCACAGUAUCUGAAUUUCGAGCUGCCUAUUCUGGAAGGAAUCCUUCAGAGAUUGAGAGAAGAAGAGAGCAGAGAGAUACAAAGAAUCUGUUCAAAGUACACACAGCAGCACAAACUCCUCUCACAGUGCCUGGGAUCAAAGCCAAAAACAGAAACUACUGUGUAGAAGAGGAGUGCAUGAGGAACAGGAGUGCAUGAGGAACAGGAGUGCAUGAGGAACAGGAGUGGUAGGACAAGCAUGUGGAAAAGGAGUGGAUGUGGAAAAGGAGUGGAUGAGGAACAGGAGUGCAUGAGGAACAGGAGUGCAUGUGGAAAAGGAGUGGAUGAGGAACAGGAGUGCAUGUGGAAAAGGAGUGGAUGAGGAACAGGAGUGGAUGAGGAACAGGAGUGCAUGUGGAAAAGGAGUAGAUGAGGAACAGGAGUGGAUAAGGAACAGGAGUGCAUGAGGAACAGGAGUGCAUGUGGAAAAGGAGUGGAUGAGGAACAGGAGUGCAUGAGGAACAGGAGUGCAUGUGGAAAAGGAGUGGAUGAGGAACAGGAGUGCAUGAGGAACAGGAGUGCAUGAGGAACAGGAGUGCAUGUGGAAAAGGAGUGGAUGAGGAACAGGAGUGCAUGUGGAAAAGGAGUGGAUGAGGAACAGGAGUGGAUAAGGAACAGGAGUGCAUGAGGAACAGGAGUGGAUGAGGAACAGGAGUGCAUGUGGAAAAGGAGUAGAUGAGGAACAGGAGUGGAUAAGGAACAGGAGUGCAUGAGGAACAGGAGUGGAUGAGGAACAGGAGUACAUGAGGAACAGGAGCACUUGGGCUAUGUGGCUUUUCUGGCUUCACAAAUGAACUGGCAAAAGCAAAGACAGUGAAGCCGGCACAUUUGCUGCAAUGAUUUAUUCCCCUUUGCGAUUACAUUCUGCAAAUAUGUUUCUGUACAUAAUAAUAAUAAUAAUAAUAAUAAUAAUAAUAAUAAUAAUAAUUUCCUUGUUUGGAAAUGGUAAAAUAUACAAUCUAUUUUUAUAUUGUGCAGUCCCAUAAAAUUAUUGUUAUUUUUCCUGUAAUGUAGUAUUGGUAUAAUUUAGCAGGGACUGCUUACAUCUGGGCUGCCCAAGCCUGUUCCCGGAGAUCUACCGUCACGUAGGUUUUCACUCCAACUCAGACAAAGCACACCUCAUUCAACAGCUGGAGAUCUCGUUCAACUGCUAUUUAGAAUCAGACGUGCCAAAUUAGGGUUGAAAUGAAAACAUACAGAUCUCUAGAUCUCUAAGAACAGGGCUGCCCUGUUUUGCAUCAUUUCUGAUCGCUUCCAUCAUUUUCAUUCUUCCUCGUCCCACGUUGACCUGUAUCAAGGACAUGAGUAUGUAAAUAUUUCAGUUAGAUUUUUGAUGAAGCCUGCUCAGAAGUCUUGGAAAAAUUACAUUGGAUAAACAAAUGUUUUCCAGCAGGUUCUUAUGUUUGUGGAGAGUACUGAAGUGUAGCUUAUUUUUCUGUAAGAUGUUACAAAUGUUUGUUAGAUUGGGUACACUACAAUAAGUGCAUGUUGUAAUUUAAACAUGAAAUAAAACCAAUCGAUUUUC